Heterotrigona itama is the source of this 2411-nucleotide messenger RNA. The record is from the annotation of a GenBank genome assembly. Lineage: Eukaryota; Metazoa; Arthropoda; Insecta; Hymenoptera; Apidae.
AUGACUUUGAAUGGACGUGCGUCGCAGUCGAUGAAUUCACACACAGAACAUUAUUAAAAUAGAGAAAAAAAUAUAAGAUUUUUUGAAAAGUUGAGUUGAUCUUGAGAUCAUCUAGACACCUCCACUUAUUCUGAUCUAUGGCGACUUUGAAACAGAACAAACAGAACAAACAGAACAAACAAUUUUUUUUCUUUCCUUUUUAGUAAAAAUUUAAUCGAUCACUUUAAAAAUUUCUCUUUAUAUAAUCAAUCAAUUAUAUAAAUCAAUAAUUAAUCAACUGUAGAAUUUAUUUAUAUAAAUAUUAUAACUUUUUUAAAACCAUUUUUUCAUAUUAUUAGGAAUGACAAAUAAGUUAAUUAUUAAAAAUGAUAAAUAAUCAUUUUUGAAAAAUGAAGUGGUCAUAAUUACUAUUACAAUGUCGAAUAAUUAUAUGAGAAUAAAAUUUUAUUUAUAUUUGUAUAGAAUCACCUGCUAUACGUACUGUAUCAAAUGGAUCUUCAAUAUACUCUGUGAUGUAUGCUGGGUCUGGUAACAAAAUAACAAUAAAACGAAAAGCAGCAGCUGCGGAUGAUACAGAAGUAGGACAACAAGAUAUGGAUGGAAGCCCACACAGCUCUGUAGGAGGGGUAAAAUGUAUUCCAUCUUCCCACCUUAAAUAUGGGACCCCUUCUCAGAAAAAAUCUUCAAAAGGCAGCAAAGUAAUUUCAAUAGAUAUUCGUUAAAAGUAAAGAAUUUAUUUCACUUUAAACAGUCAUCAGCUUUUAAGAAACCAAGGUCAAAUUCUGCUCGAAGUAAAAGAAAAGGAUGUAGAUGUGGUAAUGCUACAGCAAUACCUGGGAAACUAACAUGUUGUGGUCAACGUUGUCCCUGUUAUGUUGAAAGUAAACCUUGUAUCGAAUGUAGAUGCAGAGGUUGUAGAAAUCCUCAUACAGCAGAUGGGUUGAAGAUUCGACCACAUAUACCUGAGUUACAUAAUUUACAAUUACAACUAUCAACUUCUUUGGAUUGUGAUGCAUUAAAUUCAGAUCCUUUAGGAUCAGUAUCACAAUGUCUCUCAACUUCUCCAACGACAAUUCAAGUAUUAAAUGUUUAUUCAACUCCGAGAUUAGAUAUUGAUAAUGUCCCACAAAAUCUACCUGCAGCCUUGUUAGUAGGAGAAGAUGCUAUGAUUAGUACUGAAAGUGAAGCUGAAGACAGUGAUAUACAAAUUGAUGUGUGACAAUUCAAGUGACAUCAAUUGUCAUGUACAAUAUAAUAAGGUAUGUAAUAUAAAUGGCAGUUAAGAUAAACAUUUUUCAAAUGUGAUAGAAUUCAAAUUACAAUCCAUGACAAGUAGACAUUACGCAAUUAAUAUAUGAACUCUUUUUAUUUAUACAACACUCAAUACAUAUUUCUUUUUUUUCAAUAUAUGUAUACAAUUUUCUAGUACUACUAUUAAUUUUCUAUUAUGUCAAAGUUAUAAUAGAAUUCGUAUAGCUAUGGCAUAGUUUUCUGUGGCAAUAAAAGGAGUCAAAAAUGUUAAAACUUGUGAAAUUUGUAUUUUUGGACACUUAAAAUUUUAAUGCAGCAUUAUUCUAUAAGCUUUCAUAAAUGAACAAUUAUUUAUGGUAAAUGAUGGGAAAAUUAAAAAAUGUAGCUGAAGUUCAUUUAAAAUUAGAAAAUUUUAAUUUGUUUUUCGAAAUACCAUUAACUUCAUCUACAUUUUUUUCCAUCACAUAAAUAAUAGUGUGUUUAUGGAAGCUUAGAUUUAUAAAAUGAUACUGAAUUAAAACUUUAGGUAUCCGAAAAAAUAUAAAUUUUGCAUCUUUUUAAUAUUCUCCUUUACAAAAAGUGAAAAACGAAUCAUGUAUAUGUAAUUGAUAAUUAGAUAAAUAAAUUUAUGUUACGUUAUAAUCAAGAUAAGAAACUUGAAAUUUUCAUAAGAAUAUUUCUUUAACUUUUAAAUUUCUGGACUAUAUUGUAUUAUGUUUAGAUCUAAUAAAUUUUUAUUAAAUAAUAUCUUGCUUUAUUUUGAUUGAUAAAAUAGGCUUUGUCUGUAGCUUUGUCAAGCAACGACAAGUAUUCAUUCUUGUAAGACUAUGAGAGUCUAAGACGAAUCGAAUACUAUAUACUUAAAUGGUCAAACAAAUAUGUCUUUAUUAAUGAAAUUAUUUUAAUGAUAUUAUUUAUCUAUAUAUUUAAGGCAUAAUUUGUAUAAAUAUAUAUACAUCUUGUAUUAUUUUACAAAUACUAUUAGAAAGACUUAUUUGUGACAAAAUAUUCUAAGAGAGUAAAUGUAAUUAAAUUUCUAUUAUAUUAAAGUUAAUUUCUAAUUAAUAAGAGCAAUCUAAUUAAAAUUCUUUUUAUAUUAUUGUUGUUGUUAUUAUUAUUAUUCAUAUAUUAUAAUCUGUAAUUUUUAAUUAUAGAUAUAA